Molecule: messenger RNA, 5750 nt
Organism: Pezoporus occidentalis (night parrot)
Lineage: Eukaryota; Metazoa; Chordata; Aves; Psittaciformes; Psittacidae
Gene: TPCN1
Product: two pore segment channel 1
Exons: 28
Coding region: 840-3242 (800 amino acids)
Biological process (GO): transmembrane transport; monoatomic ion transport
Cellular component (GO): endosome membrane; lysosomal membrane
Molecular function (GO): monoatomic ion channel activity; voltage-gated channel activity
Source: RefSeq, a predicted model, not a curated record
GUUGUCCGCCGCGAAGCCGCACGUCCGGUGCCCCGGGGGGGCUCGGCCUGUCGCUGAAGGGAUGCGGCCUCCGCCGUGACGGAGAUGGGGGAGUGACGGCAGCGCGGCGGUACCGGCUGUGGGGCGUCCCGUGACGCUGCCCAGGCCCUGCUUGAGUUUUCUCUUCCUCCAGCUCUUAAAGAGCCCCGAGACCUUGUGCCGGUGGCAUCACCCAGUAGGAAAGCCCCCGAGAACUUCAUGUGUGCGGCCUCAACCCGGCCUCUUUCCCCUCCGCACUUGGAGCUGAGGCGCUUUGGCAUGGCAGGGGACAGAGCCGUGUGCGGUGGUGACACUUAGCAUCAUGCUGGCUCUGGAUGCGGCACUCCUGUUCGCUUCCUGCGCCGAGUGCUCAGGAGUUUGUCAAGAAGCACUUUCUUUUGCUUCCGUGCUGCGGUGCGAGCUGUGCGCUGACAGGAGCGGCCUGGACCUGGCUUUCUGCGUUUAGCUUUGGCGUAAAUCCUGCCGGUGGGUCUGGUAUCCUGUGCUGCGUUUUGAAAGCAAAUUGCUAGAUCCUUUUUGAGCUGUGGUCUCGAGAAAUGGGUCCGCAUACCUUUGUGUUCUUACGUAUAGAAGACACCCCAGGUGGAGGAAUCCCUGGGGAGAGUUUUUGACAUCAAUGUUACAAGUGGAACUGAAACAGGCAUCGUUUAAAGUGCUUGGAGCAGGAGCCUCUGAAGGGAGAGGAUGGCUGUGAGCAUGGAUGAUGACGUUCCCCUUAUCCUCACCCUGGAUGACAGUGGAAGCAGCGCCUCAGCCCCCCUCGAUGAUGCGGACCGGGAGGAGCUGCCUAAUGAAAGAGCAUGCUCUGCUGCACUGAAUGGGAAUGUUGGAGUCCCGGCAGUAUCGUUCCGGAUGCCUUGUAUGGAGGUAGCUAUGAUGUUAUUAAUGACGCAUCCAGCCCUGCUGCGGGGGACUGCUGCGCGCAGCAAAGCUCUGCCCGACACAACUGGGAAAUGAACUACCAAGAGGCAGCAAUCUACCUCCAGGAAGGAGAAAAUAAUGACAAGUUCUUCACUCACCCCAAAAACGCCAAAGCACUUGCUGCCUACCUCUUUGCACACAAUCACCUUUUCUACCUAAUGGAGCUGAGCACUGCACUGCUGCUCCUGUUGCUGUCUCUCUGCGAAGCACCAGCUGUUCCCAUGCUCCGUCUUGGCAUCUUUGUCCAUGCAACCCUGGAGCUGUUUGCAUUAAUUGUGGUGGUCUUUGAACUCUCCAUGAAGAUGAGGUGGCUGGGCUUCCAAACCUUUAUCAGGCACAAAAGGACUAUGGUAAAGACUUGUGUGCUCUUUGUACAGUUCAUCGAGGCCAUCGUGGUGCUGGUGCGCCAAACCUCGCACGUGCGCAUCACCAGAGCUCUGCGCUGCAUCUUCCUGGUGGACUGCCGCUACUGUGGGGCUGUCAGAAGAAAUCUGCGACAGAUCUUCCAGUCCCUCCCACCAUUUAUUGACAUUCUUCUCCUCCUGCUUUUCUUCAUGGUGAUUUUUGCCAUCCUGGGUUUUUACUUGUUUUCCCCUAACCACUCGGAUCCGUACUUCAAUACCUUAGAGAACAGCCUCGUGAAUCUCUUCGUGCUUUUGACCACUUCGAAUUUCCCUGAUGUGAUGAUGCCAUCUUACGCCCGGAACCCCUGGUCCUGUGUCUUCUUCAUAGUGUAUCUCUCCAUUGAGCUCUACUUCAUCAUGAACUUGCUUCUGGCUGUUGUGUUUGACACCUUCAAUGACAUCGAGAAGAGGAAGUUCAAGUCCUUGCUGCUGCACAAGCGCACGGCCAUCCAGCACGCGUACCGCUUGCUGAUCACCAAGCAGAGGCCGUCUGGAAUUUCCUUCAAGCACUUCGAAGGGCUGUUGCGGUUUUACAAGCCUCGGAUGUGUGCCAGAGAGCGCUAUCUCACUUUCAAAGCACUGAAUCAAAGCAAUACUCCUUUAGUCAGUCUGAAGGAUUUUUACAAUUUCUAUGAAGUUGUUGGCUUAAAAUGGAAGGCAAAACGAAAUCGGGAGCACUGGUUUGAUGACCUUCCAAGGACAGCAUUCCUGAUUUUUAAAGGCAUCAACAUCCUUGUGAAGUCCCGCGUGUUCCAAUACACUAUGUAUACUGUGGUGGCUGUGAAUGGAAUUUGGAUUCUUGUUGAAACCUUCAUGCUGCAAGGAGGGAAUUUCUUCUCCAGAAACGUCCCAUGGAGCUACAUAGUCUUCCUCACAAUCUAUGGCGUGGAGCUGCUCCUGAAGACCACUGGGCUGGGGCCUGUCGAGUACCUGUCCUCAGGCUGGAAUCUCUUUGACUUCUCAGUCACCCUGUUUGCGUUUUUGGGGCUCAUGGCACUGGCGUUUAACAUGGAACCCUUCUACUUCAUUGUGGUCUUGCGACCCCUUCAGCUGCUGAGGCUAUUUAAAUUGAAGAAACGCUACAGAAACGUCCUGGACACUAUGUUUGAGCUGUUCCCCCGGAUGGCCAGCCUAGGUUUAACCCUGCUGAUCUUCUACUAUUGCUUUGCCAUUGUUGGCAUGGAGUUCUUUGCAGGCGUGGUCUACCCGAACUGCUGCAACACAAGCACAGUUGCAGAUGCCUACCGCUGGGUGAAUCAUACAGUUGGCAACAAGACAGUUGUGGAGGAAGGUUAUUACUAUCUCAACAACUUCGACAACAUUUUGAACAGCUUUGUGACGCUGUUUGAGCUGACGGUCGUCAAUGACUGGUACAUCAUCAUGGAAGGGGUGACAUCCCAAACCACUCACUGGAGCCGUCUUUACUUCAUGAUCUUCUAUAUUGUGACCAUGGUGGUGAUGACCAUCAUCGUGGCUUUUAUUCUGGAUGCUUUUGUCUUCCGCAUGAACUACACUCGGAAGAACCAGGAUUCAGAAGAAGACAACGGCAUUGUGCUGGAGAAGGAGAUCUUCAAGGAGGAAGUGGUUGGCAUCAUUGAGCUGUACAAGCGGAUUUCAGGUGCCAGUGAGACAGCUCAGCUGCAGAAGAUCGUUUUGCAGAUGGACAAAUAUGGGCAAAUGUCAACAGUGUUUCUGGGACGCAGAUCAAGAACCAAGAGUGAUUUGAGUAUGAAGAUGUAUGAGGAGGAGAUCCAGGAAUGGUAUGAGGAGCAUUCCAGAAAAGAGGAAACUCAGACACCGUUGCAAGAGCCUGCAUCUGCUUCCAACAGCUCUGUGAAGCCCUCGAGCCUCCGACAACGAUCCCAGACUGUCAUUUAGGCCUAGCUAAUGCAAGCCACCUUCUAUGCAAUAACCUAGAGUAUUACUUCACAGCGUAUAUAUCGGGAUGGUGUAUAUAGAUCUGUUCAGUGUUUGGCUUUAGGGUUUCAAGCUCUUCCCCUAGGCAGUGAAUUGCUGGAAACCAGAGGCCCAGGGGACUCUGUGUAAGGCUGCUACACACACACUGAGCAUGAUGGCCAUGCUCAGCACAGAGCAAACAGCUCGGACAGGACAGAGACCUUCUCCCCCUGAGCCACUGCCCAGGCUCCAGCCUGCUGUUUGUCUUACCACUAACAGACCUUGGGGAAAGGGUUGUGUAAUCCAUUAACAGCAGGAAAUGCGCCAGAGCUACCUGCUUAAUAUUAAAACUUUAGCCCUUUUUGAGAGCUCUUUUGCUUAAAGGGUACCAUUAACCUAGGAAUAAGAGAUCAGGGAAUGAGCUUUUCUUUCUUCUCCACCUUUCCUUAUGCAAAAAAAGGAGAGGUUGUGUGAAAUUUCAGCACUUUUGGAAGAGCAGUCUGCCUUCCCCCUCCUUUUUGACACAGUUAGAUGCACCCCCUGUAGUAGAUCCAGCUCUGAUGAUUGAAUUUGGCUGUCCCUGAGCAGUUCUGUGGCAGAGGGCCAGCAUCUUACUAUGUUAUGACCAUGGGUUGGACAGGAGUUUGGGGAGACAAAGUCUGUCUCUACUGCAGCUAUCCGGUAUCUGCAUUGCUGCUGGUCAGUUCAGAGGUACUGCCCAGGAUUGGGAUCACCCCUGGAAACCCCAGAGCUUCUCCCUCUUCAGAGGGGGGAUCCUGCAGGGUGAUGGUGGCUGUUGACCUCUGCCACUUAGUGGCAAGUCUCUGGCUGGUCCUUAGCUCACAUAGAUGACUCAGAGGAAGCAAUGGAAGAGUUUGCUCCUCCAAGUCUGACUUAUUUCAGCUUGGUUCUGGGUUAGGGAGAGCUUAUGAGCAUCAGCUAGCUGCCAGGUCACUGCUUUGUUCAUACAGUGCAGCAGUGCUGCUCCUCCCUUGCUCUCUCCUGUGCAGAGAUGUUCCUCAGCCUGGCAGAUGCUGACUGAGUCAGAACUUAGGAGGAUCCACUGAAGAGCUUUUCUGUUCCUCUGAAUGCUGGAUGCAGGAGGAACACGGGACACAGCGAUUCUUUCCUGUGGCUGGCAAGGAGGCUGCCAGACCUCGUUGCUGAGGGGUGGGAAGGAAGGGGGAGAGGGAUCCCUUCCCAUCCUGCCACGUUUCUUCUGUGAUCAUGGCAGGUUGCAUCACUGCGUGUGUUUCAUUGCCCACAGCGUGGUGAGAGCCUGUCUCUUGUAAGUCCCAUUUUCUUCUUCCUGACAGCACAGAAAGUGAGGCUGUCCUUGCCUCUUGCUGUUUGAUCUUUCUUCAGGCUCAAACUAAGAGUAGAGCUUGCAGGGGAGGCUUUCUCCUUCCUGCAGGCAGAUCAGGCAGUGGGAGAUCUGUGUGUCCCCAUUCCCCUUGUCCCACGUACCUGUGUUUUCCUUGGUAGCCUCACAACAUGGCCCAAGGACAGCGGGAGACGACUGAUCCUGCCCAGCAGCUCAGGAGCAUUCCCUGAGUGGAUGAGCCUUUCAAAAGUAGGGAAGAACAGAGCUGCUUCUGAAACCCUCUCCUUGCACAGAGCACAGAGGGGAGCAUCUGGGCUCUGGGAUGGAAAGAGCCACUUUCCAGGCAGUGGCUGCUCUCAACCCUUGCCAGAUUCCCUGCAUGCCUCCGGGCAACUCUUGUUUCCUUUCUGGGUCCUGCAGGUAUGAAACUGCUCCUGAGCUGAACCGAGAAGGAUCUUAAAGGGCUGUUUUCCAAACCAUAAACUCGACCACAAAUUAAUGAGCAGUGCAGUUGUUGCUCUGCAUGGAGCCACAGCCUGGGAGCCUUACCCAGGUUAGUCCUGGGGCUGGAUGGAGGAGGUGGUGUUUGUUAAGUUGUGGGCAGAAAGGAUGAGCACUGUGAAGGCGAGGGGGAAACAAAACGUGACUGUGUUUAAGCACUGCACUCCCCUGCAGCUUAUUUCUCCUCACAGGGCUGUCAGGGAUGGGGUUUGGGUGUAAAAGAAGCUGCAGCUUUAUUGAGGGGGCACUAACCUGCUUCCCAUGCAAUACCAGGGCUGUCACGGAGGUGGGAAUGCUUGGAUGGGGUUCAGGGCUCAGGCACUGCUUCCACAGCUCCUGAGGUGUUGAGCUGCCCCCAUGUACAGACUGUAUAUUUUUGUACACCAAGAAGGGUCACAGUUUACUUCUUCCAUAUGGUUUUGGAAGGAAACAAAGUUUGAGUACGGGGCAUCCCCUUCUAUUUCUCCUCCUCUCCCCACCUGACACACAGACUGACGACAGAGACAAUCAUGCUGUAGGGAGCAAGGGAGGAAGCACUGCAGGGUUUUGUAUGCUGGGGUUGUUUAGCACAUGAUUUUAUGGACACAGCUGUAAAAUGUUCUCUAGAUCGUUUGUUUUUUUUUCCAAGCACACUAAUAAAAAGCAUCCUGGGCUUUGUAAAGGCA